UGUUCACAGAGAGACUUUGUUGUUAAAACUGAUUGUUCAACAGAGAAAUGAUGCUCAACAAUGCUGAGACUGACAUUUAGGGAACUUUUCAUAUACAACGCUCGCAGUUUAGUGUUGGAUUUGAUUUGAAAGGGACAGAAACAUGCAGCUUUGACAACUCUAAUUCUUCCCGUCUGGAAGCUGAUUGGCUAAGUUAAACAUCGGCUCAGUGUCUGUCAAGAGCAGCUAUUGAAGACAGAGUGCCUUCCUGACAGUGCAGCUGUAUAUUUACAGGUGCAGCUCCGAUAUGACUAAGAGAAGCACGUCUCUUCAGCUUGUCAAAAGGAUGCUGAACCAUCACUGCAGAAGGAACCCUGAGCUUCAUGAGGAGCUGCAGAUCCAGGCUGCAGUGGCAGCAGGGGAUGUCUGCACUGUCAGGAGAAUGCUGGAGCAAGGCUACUCACCUAAGAUCCGUGAUGCCAAUGGCUGGACACUGCUCCACUUCUCUGCUGCCAAAGGAAAAGAGAGAUGUGUUCGAGUCUUCCUGGAGCAUGGAGCUGACCCCACGGUGAAGGACUUUAUUGGUGGCUUCACAGCACUUCACUAUGCUGCUAUGCACGGCAGAGCACGCAUCGCCCGACUGAUGCUGGAAUCUGAGUUCCGCAGUGACAUUAUAAAUGCGAAAAGCAACGAUGGCUGGACGCCGCUGCACGUGGCUGCACACUACGGUCGAGACUCGUUUGUACGCCUCCUCCUCGAGUUCAGGGCCGAGGUGGACCCGCUGAGUGACAAAGGGACCACACCGCUGCAGCUGGCUAUCAUCCGUGAGCGCUCCAGCUGUGUACGGAUCCUCCUGGACCACAGCGCCAACAUUGACAUUCAAAAUGGCUUCCUGCUGCGAUAUGCUGUCAUCAAAGGCAAUCACUCAUACUGCCGCAUGUUCCUGCAGAGAGGAGCGGACACUAAUCUGGGACGUCUCGAAGACGGCCAGACCCCCCUGCACCUGUCAGCCCUCAGGGAUGAUGUGUUGUGCGCUCAGAUGCUCUACACGUACGGGGCUGAUACCAACACCAGAAACUACGAGGGCCAGACGCCAGUAGCUGUAUCUGUUAGCAUGUCUGGGAUCAGCCGGCCCUGUCUGGACUUCCUGCAGGAGGUUACCAGACAACCCCGGACUCUGCAAGACUUGUGUCGAAUAAAAAUCCGUCACUGCAUUGGCCUUCAAAGCCUGAAAUUCUUGGAGGAUCUACCAAUUGCAAAGGUUAUGAAAGACUAUUUAAAACACAAGUUUGACAAUGUGUGAAGGCAACAACAAGAAGAAGAAGUGGCGAGGGUGACUAAAAACUCUCUGCUAUCAUUUAUAAAGACUAUGCAAUCACCAUGCUCCUUGUCUGGAAGACAUGUUCAAUGGUCUGUUCUAUAAACGCUGAAGGAUAGUUAGUCCAGUUCGUUCAUCCAGUUCAACACAUUAGAAAUACAAUUUUCUGCUCCUGUCCCCCAUUUCAGCCUUUUUACAGGUAGAACAGUUGCUGAAGAAUGAAAAUGGAUCAAAUUCAAGGAACGGUUAUGAUUUUUGUGUGAAAAAAAAACUCAUUUGAGUGCAGCUAGCAUUAUUACCAUUGAUGCUGUUACUGUAAAAAUGUGUAUGAUGUUAACCUUGCUGAGUCAGAUUUUCAUCAAGUGUGUACUUGUCAAUGAAUAUAUUUUAACCCCCACUCACCCACACUUUUCUUUUGUUUGUUUGUUUGUUUUUUUAGCCGAGCUACAUAUAGAAAGCUAAACUGAAAUUGCUGCAGUGAUGACAAUUCUCUCUGCGACUCAAAAUCGUAUAAUAUUGAGCUCGGGGGAUAGUGAUAGCUUUAAAAACCGUUACAGGCUACACUCCCUGAUUUUGUCUUAUUACCCCAUAGUGAGUGUAAAUCCCAAAAUCAGUUCGAAACUUCAGUUACUUAUUACGCAAAUAAAACUGCUAUUGUGCCCAUCAUCAGCUAUUUCGGAAACAGUUGACCAAUGAGAAAAUACUGAAGGUGAAGUAAUUGCCAUGUGGACACCAUCUCUCAUCAGCUUGCUAUGUAGAAAGAGCAAAGCAGCGCGACUUUGUGUAAUUCAUUCAGCCUGACAUGUCAUAUCAGGCUAAAUCAAUCAAGUGAAAUGACAAUUCAAGCUAAAUUAUCACAUUACCCCAAGCUCACUGCUGUCGCAUUGGAACUGAACCGAAUAUUAAAGUAUCAACAGUAAGUCAAGAGGAAAUUUUGAGGUUUCGUGCCGCUACCGGGUGCUGUCAGAAAACCAAGGUGUGUGAUCCAUUUUUGUUUCAUCAAGACACAAGCGAGACGAUAACAUGCAGUUGAAAUUAACUUCAGUGUAAUGCUUAGAUAUUUUUGAUACCAUCAGUUGAACAGUGGAAGCAUUCUGCAUCAGUCAAGUUGCUUUGUCCAUUGCUACACUGUAUGUAAUACAUUUGAGUUUGGAGUGAGUGCACUGUGACUGAAUUCUGUUCUGGAAGCACCGAAUUUACUCUUUAAAGCAGUCGUUCAUUGAAUCGUGAACAACAAGGUCUGUUUUAGAUAACACUGACACACAAUCACUAGAAGCUACAGUCAAUGUAAAUAUGUUACAUGUACAACAGAUAUUUUUUUUUUUAGAAUUUAUUUAAGCAAUGAUCUGUGGUAUUCUUAAUGUAUUUAAAGUUUGGAAAGUAUUGUGAUCUAUUUGGUGUGACUGAAGUAUUUCUUUUGUGUGUGUCUAAGUUGAAAUACUCUGUUGUACAAGAAUAAUUUGGAAUCAAGUGUUCUUUGUUUUCUGGCAGAAAUGUUGGGUGCUUUCAUAAAAUUCAUUAUCUCUUGCAGGUAACUCUGUUGUGGAGAUUAUACUGUGAAUUUUUCAUUUUGACAACUUAGAGUAAAAUGUACGAUUUGGGGUUUAAAUAAUGCCCAUGCCACAAGAAAUAUUUUUUUCUUUGUCUCUGCAUGUGUUUAAAAUGCGUAGUGAAAUUAUGUGGCACCUAAAGUUGGUUUUCCUAAAAUGUUGUAAUCACAAAUCCAUUCUAACAAUGUUCACCUGCAUUAAAAUGUCAGUGUAAUUUUCAUAUUUAAAUUUGCAUGUUUGUCUGCAGCCUUGUGUCAGGACAUUUUGUGAAAAAUGCACAUUUUUGCAAUGCAAAAUGCAAACUGUGUGCUCCAUGCAGGUAAACUGAGAGAAGUUUUCAUUAGUUUGAAGCAAGACAACAAACAGGCAGUGGGUUAAUCCAGAAAAAUGGAAAGUGAGUGUGAAGUUCAAGGGAGU
Molecule: messenger RNA, 3264 nt
Organism: Chelmon rostratus (copperband butterflyfish)
Lineage: Eukaryota; Metazoa; Chordata; Actinopteri; Chaetodontiformes; Chaetodontidae
Gene: asb7
Product: ankyrin repeat and SOCS box containing 7
Exons: 5
Coding region: 287-1282 (331 amino acids)
Biological process (GO): intracellular signal transduction
Molecular function (GO): protein binding
Source: RefSeq, a predicted model, not a curated record